Molecule: messenger RNA, 4232 nt
Organism: Oreochromis niloticus (Nile tilapia)
Lineage: Eukaryota; Metazoa; Chordata; Actinopteri; Cichliformes; Cichlidae
Product: arrestin domain-containing protein 3-like
Exons: 11
Coding region: 257-1327 (356 amino acids)
Biological process (GO): protein transport
Cellular component (GO): plasma membrane; cytoplasm
Source: RefSeq, a predicted model, not a curated record
AGUGUGUGUGCUUUGACUGUCUCGAAUCAGUCAUAAUGUAAUCUCAUGUUAAACCCGUUAAGUUUCCAUAGCUGAAAACCUUUUAGUGGCACUGCUUUGGGCGAGUGUAUGAUACAAGAAAAACGGGUUUCACGACAUUUUCAUACUUGAAAGGAGAUAUAACUGGCAGAGAGCGGCUGUGCUGGGCACAACUGGCCUGAAUUUUCUCUUGGUUUUUGCAACAGAUUUUUUUUAUCCCACUUUUUGCCAUCUGAAAAUGACCAUUACAAGAUUCUCAAUCGAAUACGAUGCCAUCAACAGCAAAAACACCUUCACGAAUGGAGAUAUCAUUAAUGGAAGAAUUAUUGUGGAGGUGUCUGGUGAAACCAAAAUCCAAUCGCUGAUUUUUAGAGGACAAGGAAGAGCGAAGGUAUGCUGGACUGAGAAUUACGGAGAGGGUGAUUACCGCCAUUACUGGGCUACUGAGACAUAUUAUGACAUCAAACAACAUGUCUUGAGAAAAUCAAGAAACGAUGGCACUGAAGUCAUUGAAAAAGGAAUGCACGUGUUUCCUUUUUCGUUCAGGAUUCCUGAUGGAAUACUGCCAUCAACCUAUAAAGGAGCCCAUGGAAAAAUUGUUCAUAAGGUGAAAGCAGAGCUCACACAAUCAAUUACAAGAAAAACUAAGGCCCACUUCACUUUUGUGUCCAAGGCAGACUUGGGUAUUCCUGGACUUCUGGAACCUCAGUAUACUUGUAAGGAUAAAUCUGUUUUGGGCUCUGGAAAGGUUUCAGUAGAUGUCCAUACCACUCAGAUGGGAUACAUGCAAGGCGAAGCUCUCGUGGUCACAGUUGAAAUCAACAACAACUCGAGUCGCACAGUGAAGCCCAAAUUCAAACUGUAUCAGAAACACAGUUUCUUCGCCCAGGGCAACAGGACAGUUUACACACACGGCAUCCUUAAGGAUAAGGCUGAGGCUGUUGAAGCAUCUUCUGGCAGAAAAACUGUGACCAAGGUGAUCACCAUCCCUAGAGACCUACCCCCCUCCAUCUUGAACAGCCACAUCAUCAACCUGGAGUACAUGCUGAAGGUCCAACUGAAAAUCAAAUGUUCCAUUGAUCCAAAGCUCAAACUUCCUAUAGUUAUCAUGCCUGCAGUUGUGAAACAACCACAUGCUUCUGCUGGCAUUGGAUUUGACACUUUUAGGAACCCAGAAAAUCCAGCCUGGGGAACUGCACCCCAGCAAACACCACCCCAGUGUGGAGAUCUUCCACCUCCCUAUGGAGCACAUGCGACGUACCCCACUAUCACUCUCAAUGAUGAUGGCAUUGAGAUGUUUACUUUUUGAACUGUGUGGAUCAAAGUGUAGGGAGUACCUUCUAACAGACCCAUUAAGAUACAUUAUAUUUUCAGUGAGGAGCUUGUUUCAACAGCAGAAAAGACCCCACUAUUUCAGACAGUCCUUGGGACCCUCAUGGUUCAAAAAGUAUUUUGACCAGAGUUACAGUCUUGGAAAAUUAUGUAUGAUUAGAAGUGAAACCAUUUACCUGUCUGUGGAGAAUUCGCCCACAUUUCAACUGAUCUAACGUAAUCUACUGUCUCUGUGUUUAGUCUGUGUAGAUUAUCUCCCUACUAAAACCGCAGUUAGUAUUAAAAUAAAACCCACAAAACACUUAAAGAUUUAAAACUCUUUUACCUGGUAUGUCACUCACUCGCUGACACACACACACACACACACACACACACUGAAAAUAUUCCGUUUUUUCAUUUGAGAUUCUUGAGUUUAGACAUUUAAAAUAGAUAUUCCAAGUCUUCCUGUGAUUUAAAGAAUAUGAACAUUCAAUAUUAAUUCAGAUGUGUGCUAGUUUCUUUUGUCAUUAGACAGUUUUUCUUAUGUACAUUUUCAAGAUGUUGAGCUAGUUUUCAAGUUCUUCUGUGUGAAUUUCAGUUCUGCAUUUUGGCUGUCAGGUGAAUGAUUCAGUGUAUUUCAGCACUUUUUAACUAAACUGAUUCACACAAAGUUGUGCUAAAACCUUUAAUUAUUCAUUUUUUAAGUUUUAUUGCUUAAACACUGUAUAUCAAAUGCAGUAUGACACACUAAACAAGUUGGAUUGGUCUCUGUUUUUAGACUUUCACUCUCUAACACCUAAUUCAAAACAAAGUUUCCAUCUUAUGUACCUUUUAUGGUUAGGAUAAGAUUAAAUUAAUUUUAUUGUGACAUUUUUUCAGUAUUCAAACACAUUCAAAAUCUUUCACUUUUAACAUCAUAUUAGAACAUUAAAAACAACAGUCGUUUGAUAAAAAUCAACACAAAAGUGACAUCAUGUUGCCCUCAAAAAUCUGUUGUUUGAAUUUUCUACACCAAUUUUUCAUCACUUAGCUUGAUCAUUAAGUAAUACAAUACGAUACCAUUACCAGUGACACAGGAGACAUUCAUUUAGCUUGCAAGGCUUCUGGCUAGAGUUACCUUUGUGAAAGCAACACCUGCAGGCUUGAUCACAUGAUACUGUGUGACGCAGAUACAGCUUCUGACGAAGGUCCACUGCCCCACUGAAUACGCCUGCCUUACUGGCAUCCUUAUUCGUCAAAGAAAGACUCCAUCUCAGCGGAUCAAGUCAAACCUGCUUGCAGUAAAUUGUUGGGAUUUAAUUUCAACUAAAAGAGGAUUCUCUCACUUUCACUCCAUAAGAAGACCGUUUGAUAUAUCCUUCUAAUGACCGUCAAGCAUCUCUUUGUGGAAUUCAACAAGGUGAACGAACAAGGCACCUUCUCCUCCGGGGACAUCCUCUCUGGAAAUGUGAUAGUGGUGACCAGCAAGGAAAUCAAAGUGCAGUGUUUUUUGGUCAAAGCCAAAGGGAAGGCUAAGGUAACUUGGCAUGAAAAAGAAGGAGAUGAUAUUGUGGCCCACAGCAACAAGAAGAAAUACUUUUAUUUUGAACACAUUAUUCUUCAAGAUAAAAAGGGAGAUGGUUCAGUAAUCAUCAGCCCUGGGAGGAAUGUGUAUUCAUUCAACUUUGUAAUUCCAGAUGUAGACAUGCCUUCAUCUUAUGAAGGGAAAUGGGGCAGGAUCACAUACAGUUUGCGAGCACAGCUUACUCAGUCGAUUUGGCUCGUACACAAAACCAAGACUGAGUUUCCUUUUCGGACCAAGUCUGAGUUCCCCUUUGCCUCCAAAUCAGAAAUGAUUAUCACUGGACUUCAGGAGCAACAACUUGCAACUAGGAUUUCAUUUUAUGGCUCUGGAAAGGUGACUAUGAAUGUUACCUCAGAAAAAAUGGGAUUAAAGCAAGGUGAGGCAAUGAGAGUCUCUGUGGAAGUGCUCAAUGAUUCAGCACAUGCGGUAAUACCCAAAUUCUACCUGUGUGAGAAGCAGACCUUUGUUGCUCAGUCAAAGAGGAAAGUGCACACAAAUGACAUCCUGUUUGGGACAGGAGAGCCUGUUCCGGCUGAAACCAGUCAGACCACCACCAAAGUUCUUAGUAUCCCUCCGCAGCUCCCUCCUACCUUCUUCAACUGCUGCAUGAUGAAGCUGGAGUACAGACUCAAGGUUACCCUUGAUGUCCCUCUGUCAAGAGAGCCUGUAAUCAAACUCCCUCUGGUCAUCCUGCUGGGUUUACCAAAACCACAUGAGAAAAAGACGAAAAAGGGAUCCAUCUGGUUUAGAAAGCUUCCUGGUUAGAAGGAUGUGUUAGAUCACCAGGAAGUGGCUUGCAUGUUCUUUGAAAUGAAUAUCAGGACUGAAAAUAAAAACAUGAGUAACUCUGCUCCUCAACACUGUGUUUAAAUAAGUGGAUGUUUGAACUACCUCAAGGGGGCAACUUCCCAAAUGUCCACUAGGUGGAGAUGUGGGCCACAUCAGUUGAUCAAUUUGAGGCUUUUUCACAUUUUUCUCUACAAAAAUCUAAACGAGAGAGUGUGUAUUCUUCAACACUGUAUCCCACAACCAAAGAAAGUAAUGCAGGUAUCAAACCAUAAGAGGCUGAUCAAUCUUACACAUUUCACAACUUAAUGCCUUUAAAACCACACUCAAAUGUCAAAAACUCAAUACACCCCUGUGCACUUUUAUAUUCAUUACUGAUGAACAGUGUAACUGAACCUUCACCAGAGGCCAAAAAUGUUUAGUGACUGAAAUAAGAGUGCCUUUGUUCCAUGGUUGUAGUUAAGAUUUCCUGGAUUUGGGUUUUAAUAUUUCCUCCUGUCCUACUGAACAGCACCUGUCAGAUCACGCAUCAGCACCAGGAACUACUUCCUCU